Messenger RNA from Eptesicus fuscus (big brown bat), 2755 nucleotides. RefSeq names its product tweety family member 2 (gene TTYH2). Lineage: Eukaryota; Metazoa; Chordata; Mammalia; Chiroptera; Vespertilionidae. Gene Ontology annotation, molecular function: volume-sensitive chloride channel activity; intracellularly calcium-gated chloride channel activity. The record is from RefSeq and is a predicted model, not a curated record. Gene Ontology annotation, cellular component: plasma membrane. The coding region runs from base 62 to 1651 and encodes 529 amino acids. The transcript is spliced from 14 exons.
CCCGGGCCGGGUGGCGGCGGGCUGCAGCGGCGGCAGAGCGAGCGGGCUCUCCGGCUGGGCCAUGCCGGCCGCACGCGUGGAGUACCUCGCGCCCUGGUGGGUGGUGUGGCUGCACAGGGUCCCGCACCUCAGCCUGCGCCUGCAGUGGGUGAACAGCACCUUCAACCCCCGCGAUGAGGAUUACCAGGAGUCGCUGCUGUUCCUGGGGCUGGUGGCCGCCGUCUGCCUGGGCCUGAACCUCCUCUUCCUCGCGGCUUACCUGGUGUGCGCGUGCUGCUGCGGACAGGCCAAGCCGCGCCGGUCCUGCUGCGUCACCUGGUCGGCCGUGGUGGCCGGGCUGGUCUGCUGUGCCGCGGUGGGCGUUGGUUUCUAUGGAAACAGCGAGACCAACGAUGGGGUGUACCAGCUGAUCUACUCCUUGGAAAACGCAAACCACACCUUCUCCGGGAUCGAUGCGCUGGUGUCCGGAACCACCCAGAAGAUGGAGGUGGACCUGGCGCGGCACCUGGCCCGGCUCGGUGAGAUCUUCGCCGCCCGGAGCGAUUACCUCCAGGUCCUGACGUUGGUGCAGCAGAGGGCCGCCAGCGUCAUCGAGCAGCUGUCAGGGGUGCCCGUGUGGACGGAGGUCACAGCCCAGCUGACCCGGCUGGCCGACCAGACCGGCUACGUGGAGUACUACAGGUGGCUUUCCUACCUCCUGCUCUUCAUCCUGGACUUGGCCAUCUGCCUCUUCGCCUGCGUGGGACUGGCCAAGCGCUCCAGGUGCCUCCUGGCCUUGCUGCUGUGCUGUGGGCUGCUGGCCGUGAUCCUCAGCUGGACGUCCCUGGCCGCCGACGCCGCUGCAGCCGUGGGCACCAGUGACUUCUGCGCGGCUCCCGACACCUUCAUCCUGAACGUUACGGAGGGCCAGCUCAGCACAGAGGUGACCCGUUACUACCUGUACUGCAAUCAGAGCAUCAGCAGCCCCUUCCAGCAGGCACUGACCGUCUUCCAGCGCUCGCUGACUGCCAUGCAGAUCCAGGUGGCCGGACUGCUGCACUUUGCUGUGCCCAUGUUCCCCACGGCGGAGGAGGAUCUGCUCAGCAUCCAACUCCUGCUAAACUCCUCAGAGUCCAGCCUCCACCAGCUGACGGCCUUGUUGGAUUGCCGAGGGCUGCACAAGGACUACCUGGACGCCCUCGCCGGCGUCUGCUACGAUGGCAUCGAGGGCCUGCUCUACCUGGGCCUCUUCUCCCUCCUGGCGGCCCUGGCCCUCUCCACCAUGAUCCGCGCGGGGCCGCCGGCCUGGAAGCGCUUCACAGCCAGGGACAGAGACUAUAACGACAUCGAUGACGACGACCCCUUCAACCCCCAGGCCCGGCGCAUCGCCGCCUACAUGCCCUCGCGGGGGCGGCUUCCCAGCUUCUGCAGCUACAGCAGCAGCCUGGACAGCCAGCCCGGCCUGCAGCCGCCGGCCCAGACCGUCUCCAACGCCCCGGUCUCGGAGUACAUGAACCAGGCUGUGCUGUUCGGUGGGAACCCCCGCUACGAGAACACGCCGCUCAUCCGGAGAGGCUCGCCUCCGCCCACGUACUCUCCCAGCAUGCGGGCCACCUACCUGUCUGUCGGGGACCAGCACCUGCGGCACUACGGGAAUGAGUUUCCAGCCUAACCCUCCCCGAGGCGCCUGCCGCCUCCGUCCGGCUUGGUUUGUGAUUCGUUCGCCUGAAAGCUGCGUGUCUUCAAUAGAAGCCAAAGGCCUCUGGGAACCGCCUGCGGGAUGGCAGGGCUGGACGGCGCCUGGGCCUGGCUGGGACCCUGACCAAAGCCGCAGGCAGACGGAGGGCCCACCACCUGGACCCACCACCUGGACCAGCCUCUCCCUCCGCUGGCCUCCUCUCCACACCAGAAAUGUCCCCCAGCUGCUCGGCUGCCCCUACACCGGGAGCCUGGAUCCGCUCGCUCCUAAUCCUGCCCUCGCCGGGUGGGGAUGGCAGCCAGGAGGGGCCGGCUCAGGCCCGAGGGUCCCAUUGCCAGCCCUGUGCCUCCUGCGAGCGUUUUCCUGCAGGCAGAGGUGGGAGCGCUGAUCAGGAGAUGCUUUUAGGAAGGCGAUGUCCCCAGUGAGACCAGAGACUGUCCAAAUCCGUCUCCUGGGGCCUGGGGGCCUCUUCCCGGGCCACAGGGAAGGUGCUGGGGACCCCCGCCUAGGAGGACGGCUGCCUCACGCCUGGCAGCUCCGCAGUGACACCAGGUGGGAAUGUGGGUGUCAGUCUGCUCCAUCCCCGGCCUUUCCGCAGUCCUCGGUCGCCUCACCUCCAUUCCAGCUCGAUGCUGGGAGUGCGUUCACGGCCGACAGGGGCCGUCUCAGGAAUUCGCGGACACUUUGAAAGAGACUAACUCGUCUUUCCCCAGCGUUUUAAAUGCUUGGAUUAGCCAAAGAAUUGAGCCUCAGGGCACAGUUUUUACAGUAGAUCUGGCUCGUUCCCUUACCCCUGGUUUGGAUCCCACUCCUUUUCCGGUCUUGCUGACACUGCCAGGCCAUUAAGGACCUAGGGGAGGGGGGGAGAUGGGGGGAUUUUUAAACAGAAUAAAGAUCAGUGAGACCUCCUGUCCUAAGCUGCUGUUUGAUGGCCCUUUAAGGGGGGAAGGAAGGACAAACGCCCGGGCCAGCGUUCCCCUCCCUUUUGUCUUCAGGCAAGUUUGUCAGUAAAGGUUUCAGCAAAGCUGGACAACUGUGUCGUCUUUCCUGCCAUCACCGACCCCCCCCCCCCCCCCC